ACACACACACACACACACACACACACACACACACACACACAGCUCAGCAUCGCCACUCUCACGACUUGUUAAUCCACCAGUCGGAUGCUCCACGGAGGAAGCGUUUAGUCCAUCUGAGGCAUCUGAAGGGAGGAUUUGAGUAACAGCUCUAGUGAGAGCCUGCCUGAAGAUGGCAUGAAGACCGAGGUGCAGCGAUCUGGACCAGAACCACAGCUAGAAUGAAUGGGUCAAACAGCACAACGUACCAGGAGGAGGAGCUGCUGGGUAACUCCACCUGGGCCUACUAUCACCAGAACUACACCCACCCCCCUUCACUGCUACACGAAAAGACCACCACCCCCAAACCUGCAGCGUGUGAGCAGGUCCACAUCGCAGUGGAGGUGUUUCUGAUCCUAGGCAUCAUCUCGCUGCUGGAGAACAUCAUGGUCAUCACAGCCAUCGUCAAGAACAAAAACCUCCACUCCCCCAUGUACUUCUUUGUUUGCAGUCUGGCAGUAGCAGAUAUGCUGGUGAGUGUGUCUAAUGCCUGGGAGACCAUCAUCAUUUACCUGCUGAACAACCGACAGCUGGUGGUGGAGGAGCACUUCAUCAGACAGAUGGACAACGUCUUUGAUUCAAUGAUCUGCAUCUCUGUUGUUGCGUCCAUGUGUAGCCUGCUGGCCAUCGCUGUGGACAGGUACGUCACCAUCUUCUACGCUCUGAGGUACCACAACAUCAUGACAGUGAGGAGAGCGGGCUGCAUCAUUGGAGGAAUCUGGACCUUCUGCACCAGCUGUGGCAUUGUCUUCAUCAUCUACUCCGAGACCACCCCUGUCAUCAUCUGUCUGGUGUCCAUGUUCUUCGCAAUGCUGCUCAUCAUGGCGUCCCUCUACAGCCACAUGUUCAUGCUGGCCCGCUCACACAUCAAGCGUAUUGCCGCCCUGCCCGGAUACAACUCCAUCCACCAGCGCACCAGCAUGAAGGGCGCCAUCACACUYACUAUCCUCCUGGGAAUCUUCAUUGUCUGCUGGGCUCCUUUCUUCCUUCACCUGAUCCUCAUGAUCUCCUGCCCGCGUAACCUCUACUGCGUGUGCUUCAUGUCCCACUUCAACAUGUACCUCAUUCUCAUCAUGUGCAACGCAGUGAUCGACCCGCUCAUCUAUGCCUUCAGAAGUCAGGAGAUGAGGAAGACUUUCAAGGAAAUUAUCUGUUGUUACAGUCUGAGGAACGCCUGCGCCAACAUCUGCGCUCUGACUGGUAAGUACUGAGAAACAGGAAUGGAGAAGAUUUAUGACAAGACUCAUGAGACGAAUGAUUUGAGCCGAAUCUGACACGGGAGCAAAUAUAUUUAAAAUGCAGCGUCCAAAAACCGAUUYACCACACUUGGCAGACAUAGGAGCUGAGUUUCAACUCUGUUCACCAGUGACUAAAAUAAAGGAGCUGAAAUGAAGACUACACCAGUCAAAGGACUCCCACAGUGUUCAAAAUAGACAAAGAGGUUAGUUUAUUUGGUACAUUGUCCAAACAGGCAGUUAAAAUAUUUCACAUUAAAACAUCCUGCUUUUUAUUGUCUGGUUUAUUUUUCUGACCAGUUGGGAAAAUUAUCUUUCCCCGACCAGAAUCUGACUUAUGGCACAGGCUGAUAAAUGGAGAGGAUACUUUCCUUUUAACUGUUACAGUAUUAUUGAACCRUAAAAACUGAGAGUGCUGAUAUUCUUGCUUUUAAUUACCCAUGAUGACCCCCCAUAUCCAGAGUAGUUUCAGAGCACUAAUGAACUCAUCCUUGGUAAUAAUUAGGACCACACGCAUGAAUGAGUAGAGGAAGGAGUGAAGUCAGAAACAACUCAAGUAUUGAAAGGAACAGGACAGAGUUUGCCUCCAAUUAAUCUCAGUGAUAUGUUUCCAGCUACUGCCUUUUUUAUUUUGAAUUUAUUCACAUGCAGAUGGAACGCCUUUUAGAAGUUUAAUCCGUUUAAGAAUCCUAGAGAAAUUUUAAUACCUUAUUCAUAACAAAGAUUUGUUACGAUGUGUUUAAAUCCCUCAAUGUUAUAUAAAUAUAUUUAUUCAGAACUUUAUUUCUGUGGCAAAAUGACAUUUAAAUGUCAAUUAAAAUAAAGCCCCUUCACGCUGGAUAACGACUCUGCUUGGCUCUCCGUGACCAACCCAACUUUAAUUGCUGCAAUUUUAGAUUUCCUCCAAGCGUGACACUAAGCAAUUGUUAUUACCCAAACAGGUUGUUUCCUGCUAUUUUCUUUUUGCUAAUUUUGAUAUGUUUUCUUCCACUUUUUAUGGAUUUAGGAAAGUAUUAAUGCAGUUGUUGCAGCUGUCUAACUCUAAUUCUGUUUUUACACAACUAAAAAAACACACUAAGCCGUUUCCUAAUAGUUCUUUUCAAGUCAGGGCACAUUUUUCGACACAACACCUGCACUCUAAGGAUAAAAGAGAAGAAAAACAACCCUGCUUCUGCCAUUAUAAUUAUUUUUAAAAGGAUUGUACAGUUUAAAGGAUGAUCCAUGGGUGAGCUCAGCUGUCAGAAUGUGUGCAUCCUAAACUCAAAAUUAAUUCAUUGAACUGGUAUAAAUGAAGGAUUAUAAUGAUCACAGGUUGACAGAAUAAUUAGCAGCAAGUCUCUGAACAUUGAUUAAAACUAUUCACUUUAAUAAAUAACUUUGCUCUAUGCAAUUUUGAAACUGUUGCUUUGUAGGAGACUAAUGCAGUGACAUUUAUUGAAAUUAUUUUGCACUUUUGCCUUUGUCUCAUAGUUUAUAACUAAGAAGUAAAAACGUAAAAGCUCUUUGUGUGCAAUGUUUUAAAAAACACUUCUUUUAUUGUUGUCAUGAAACAAAAAUCAAUAUAAAUUAGUUUUUUGUCAAAAAAACUCUUCAAYAAAAAGUCAAAUCAAAUUUCUAAAAUAAGACGAAUACAGUCCUGACAAACUGACUGAUAGAUGGAGAACAGAGGGAGAGGAUCACCAAGA
Molecule: messenger RNA, 2956 nt
Organism: Austrofundulus limnaeus
Lineage: Eukaryota; Metazoa; Chordata; Actinopteri; Cyprinodontiformes; Rivulidae
Gene: mc5ra
Product: melanocortin 5a receptor
Exons: 5
Coding region: 219-1247 (342 amino acids)
Biological process (GO): G protein-coupled receptor signaling pathway
Cellular component (GO): membrane
Molecular function (GO): melanocortin receptor activity
Source: RefSeq, a predicted model, not a curated record